Rhizophagus irregularis DAOM 181602=DAOM 197198 is the source of this 420-nucleotide messenger RNA. RefSeq lists its product as uncharacterized. The record is from RefSeq and is a predicted model, not a curated record. Lineage: Eukaryota; Fungi; Glomeromycota; Glomeromycetes; Glomerales; Glomeraceae.
AUGACAAAAUCGUUAUUAGAGUUCUUUUCCAGUCCACCUAGUAGUGGUAAUAACCCGAUUUGGCCUUCACUUUAUUGGCCUCCAUUCUCGUAUAAAAUAAUACUUAAUAAUGCACCAGAAAUAUGGUUAUUUACAGUAUUGUGGACUAUAAUAUUUUUUACCGUGAUAUACGGUUUAGCUGGAAUAUGGGCUUGGUUUGUAUUUCAUAAAUAUAGAUGGUCAUUCUUGGUUCCAAUUGGGUUUGUUACUGUCGCAUUAUUAACUGGUUUCGUGAGCGGAACUACUGUCGGGUUAGUAUUAGCAGCUAUUUACACAUUUGGUUCUUUUAAAAUAUCAGUUUGGAUUCCAUUUUUAUGGGGUUUAAUACAAGCAUUGAUUCUUCUUAUGGGGUGUUAUUCAACCAUCACAACUGUUCUAUAA